Messenger RNA from Malassezia pachydermatis, 4227 nucleotides. RefSeq names its product chromodomain-helicase dna-binding protein. Gene Ontology annotation, biological process: regulation of transcription by RNA polymerase II; nucleosome organization. The transcript has 4 exons. NCBI's taxonomy places the organism in Eukaryota, Fungi, Basidiomycota, Malasseziomycetes, Malasseziales, Malasseziaceae. The record is from RefSeq and is a predicted model, not a curated record. Gene Ontology annotation, cellular component: chromatin; nucleus. Gene Ontology annotation, molecular function: histone binding; DNA binding; ATP binding. The coding region runs from base 1 to 4227 and encodes 1408 amino acids.
AUGUCAGAACCACUCGAGGGGGGCACACCAUCCGUAGCGCCGCCCACGGCGGACGCCAUGCACGUCGAUGUCAUCCCGACAGACGUAGGCACGGCGUCUGAGCCUAUGGCGACCGCGGUGACUUCACAUUCCGCUCGCGCUACCCCUGAGGGUACAUCGCGUGUGGGACGCGCGUUCCGCCAGGAAAUUCUCGAAGCGGAAGCGAAUCCAGACUUGUAUGGUCUUCGGCGUUCGGGGCGUGCGCCUGCGCGACGAUCGUAUGUCACGGACGAUAUAAGCGACGACGAUGAAGACGACAAUGUCCCCCAAGAGGAGGACGAGGAUGAAGAGGAGGACGACGACGAUGAUGACGAUGAUGACGACGAGGACUUUGGUGGUCGUCGUCGUUCUCGCACGCGUGCACCGGCGAAAGAAUCAGAAUGGGGCCCUGCUGUGCGCAUGUCCAGUCGCGCGACCAAGGUGACCAACUAUACCGACGACUACGCAGAUCUCGAUGACGAUGAUCCUUUUGAGGAUCACGCGGACGAAGUGCCUGUGAGUUAUGCAGAGCCUGCCGAAGAAGUCGAUCAGAUUGAGGGCGUCUUUGGCCAUGAACGUGAUGAAGCACACUUGGAUGAUCCCGAAGAUAUCCCUACCGAAAACAUGCGUUUCGUGAUCAAAUGGCGGGGCUACUCUCAUUUGCACGAUACGCACGAACUGUACGACUUCCUUCAGCGCUUCCCAGGGUUUAAACGCGUCACAAACUAUAUCAAGUCUGUGUGGCAGCCGAUGCAUGCGAUUGCCACUGAUCCAGAGGCUACGCGAGAAGACCUCGAAACGCUGCAAAUUCAGCGCGAGCGCCAACGUGAGCUUCUCGAGACCUAUCGAACCGUGGAGCGUGUCAUUGCGCAGCGCGAUAGCCCGGCGACCAAGGAGGUGCCGUAUACCCAUACUGAAUACCUGUGCAAAUUUAAGGGACUUGGCUAUGACAAAUGCUGGUGGGAGUCCGAGGAUGAAAUUGCUCCAAUGGCUCGCAACCAAAUUGAUGCAUACCUUGCCCGCGCAACCUCUGUCACAGUGCCGGCUCGCAGUGAGACGUUCUCGCGUGGUAGGCCAGAGUAUGUGCGGAUGACUGAGCAGCCCAAGUAUAUCGGCGCGCAUGGCACGCUUAAAGACUUCCAAAUGACGGGUCUCAACUGGCUGGCGUACCUAUGGAGCAAGAAUGAAAACGGCAUUCUCGCCGACGAGAUGGGUCUCGGUAAGACAGUGCAAACGGUGGCGUUCUUGUCGUACCUCUUCCACUCGUGCUACCAGUACGGUCCCUUUUUGGUCGUCGUACCGCUGUCGACGCUGCCUGCAUGGCUGGUGCAGUUUGAGCACUGGGCGCCUGAUAUGAAUGUGGUGGCGUACACGGGCAACUCGCAGUCGCGCGACAUGAUUCGUGCGUACGAAUUUGGCCCGCCACGCAAAAUGCGGCUAAAUGUGCUGCUCACGACGUACGAAUUCAUUCUGAAGGAUCGCGCCGAGUUGCAGUCGAUCAAGUGGCAGUACCUGGCUGUGGACGAGGCGCACCGUUUGAAAAAUGCUGAGUCGCAGCUGUAUGAGGCGCUGAACUCGUUCUCGUGUGCCGGCAAGCUGCUGAUUACCGGCACUCCGCUGCAAAACAAUGUUAAGGAGCUCAGUGCGCUCCUUCAUUUUCUGCGUCCGGACCAAUUUGACUUGGAGACGGACUUUGAUAUUGCCAAUGUUGACCAGGCCAAGAUCCAAGAAUUGCAUGAACGCUUGGAAAAUGUCAUGCUUCGUCGUCUCAAGCGCGAUGUCGUUAAGGAACUGCCUACGAAGUCGGAGCAGAUUCUGCGUGUGGAAAUGUCGGCUAUGCAGCAGCGCAUGUACAAAGCGAUUCUUACACGCAACUACUCGCUUCUCAGCGGCAGCAGUGCGACGCAGUUCUCGCUGCUGAACAUUGCGAUUGAGCUGAAAAAGGCGUCGAAUCAUCCCUAUCUCUUUGACGGUAUCGAGACGCCCACCGACUCGCGCGAAGAUACGCUGCGUGGCCUCAUUAUGCACAGCGGUAAGAUGGUGCUGCUUGACAAGCUCUUGGCACGUCUCAAGAAGGACGGGCAUCGUGUCUUGAUCUUUAGUCAGAUGGUACGCAUGCUUGAUAUCCUCUCCGACUAUCUCUCGCUGCGUGGCUACGUCCACCAACGUCUGGAUGGCACCGUAUCCUCUGAGACACGCAAGCGUGCGAUUGAGCAUUUCAAUGCCCCUAAUUCGCCGGACUUUUGUUUCCUUCUCUCGACCCGUGCUGGUGGCUUGGGUAUCAAUCUGGAAACAGCCGAUACGGUCAUUAUCUUUGACAGCGACUGGAACCCACAAAACGACUUACAGGCCAUGUCGCGUGCGCAUCGACUGAACUCCAAGUUCCACGUGAGCGUGUUCCGUUUCUUGACCAAGGGCACGGUGGAAGAGGAUGUGCUGGAACGUGCCAAGCAAAAGAUGGUGCUGGAGUAUGCCAUCAUCAAUCAAAUGGACACGUCAGGUACGAACUUUGCCCCGAAAUCCCUGAACAAGUCCACGCAAAACUUCAGCCGUGAAGAACUUGGUGCGAUCCUCAAGUUUGGCGCGCAAAGCAUCUUCAAAGGCGACGAAGACGGCCAGCAAAAGAAGCUUGACGAAAUGGACCUUGACGAAAUCCUGCAGCACGCCGAAGCACGUGAUACCGAGGCGGAUGGCAAUACAGCGUCGUCCGGUGGCCAAGCGUUCUUGCAGCAAUUUGCACAGGUCCAAGACUUUAAGGCGGACGACGUGAGUUGGGACGAUAUCAUUCCUGUGGAAGAUCGGAUCAAGGCCGAAGAAGAGGAGCGACAACGUGCCGUCGAAAAUGCGAUGGCUGCCAGCUCACGCCGCCGUGCUGCUGUGGCCUCCAGCGAAGCUGUGGCUCAUGCCGCCGCGGAAGAACAGGAGGCCGAUGUGAAGCCUAAAAGCAAGGCUACGCGCAAGACGUCCGGGCAGCGAUCGUUGGAGUUGAAGGAACGUGAUGUGCGUGUGCUUUUGCGAGGCAUUCAGCGCUGGGGUGACUUGCGAUACCGAUACGAUGUGAUUGUGGCUGAAGGCAAGCUGCAAGACAAGAAUCGGUCGGUGCUUAUGCAAGCGUCCAAGGACCUGGUCGAGCUGGCCGAAGAAAAGGUUGCAGAGCACCAAGCGUUCUUGCGUGGCAAGCAAGAGCGUGGCGAAGAAAUUUCGUCCGCGCUGCGUCAGCGUGCUGUGCUGAUCAACUACCGUGGGAUUGCGAAUAUUAACGCGGAGACAUUGCUCAUGCGCCAUUACGACUUGCAUCUCCUGGCCGAGGUUCUGGAAGCCGCGCCCGAUCCGCUGCAAUGGCGGAUCCCUGUGGACCACUUGAAGAGCACUCUCAAUUGGCACUGCGAAUGGGGCCACAAGGAAGACUCGAUGUUGCUCAUUGGCAUUUGGCGGCACGGCUUUGGGUCCUGGGAGCAGAUUGAGGCGGAUAAAGAUCUUGGGCUGGAUCACCAUUUCUUCCUGGAAGAAGGCAAGCGUGCCACCGAUGGGAAAGACGACGACGAUGCAGCGAAAGACGAGGCCACCAAGGCCAAGGCGGGGGCUGGCAAGUCUCGUCCGAUCCCCAAUGCCAUCCAUUUGGUCCGUCGUGGUGACUACCUUCUCAAAGUGCUGCAUGAUGCGAUGAACGGCAAAGACGAUGAGAAAGAAAAACCGAAAAAGAAGGCCCGGACGUCUUCCGCCUCUUCUUCCACGCAUACGCGCUCCGACAAAAGCAAGCGCCACGCAGCGCAGUACUCGUCGGACGAGUCGGAUGACGAUGGCUACGCGAGCAUGGACGAGCUGGAGUGCAAAGAAAUCAUGCGGCCUUGCAAGCGCCAACUCAAGACACUCAAGGACGACACAGAGCGUCUGGACCGCGAUCGCAAGAUUGCGACGCUCAAAGAGUGUCUCUCGGCCAUCGGCACACAUAUCGAUCAUGUGAUUGCAACGCGCUUUGCGGACCUCCCGAAAGCGCGCCAACAAAAAUGGUACGAGCAUCUCUGGGCCUUUUCCUCGUUCUUCUGGCCGAAGAAGGUCAAGCCUGAAAAACUGCGUGCCAUCUAUGCCAAGCUGACAGGCGCUGCGACCAAAGAGGAAAGGGAAAGCCAAGCCUCGGCGAAGCGCAAAUCCUCUUCGUCGGCUGCCGAGCAGUCUGCCACAGCGAAAAAGUUAUGUACAUCGCCAUAG